ACAAUAGCACCUAAGGAGAAUGAGCGGCAGACUGGGCCAGAGGAAGGAAGAGGGAGGGCUUGUGAGAGGAAAGUGUUGAGUAGACUUUUUCUAAGCAUCUGGAUCUCGGUUUGGAAGAAGAAAGAGGGGCUGCACGUAUGGACAUUUACCUCAAAGUUAUAGUAAACAGUAGAAGAACGAAAGAAGAAGAAAGCAGAGGAAGACGGGAGGAAAAGAAAACUUUACCGUGAACUGGGCGCACAACUGGAGCAGCAAUGUUACCGGUGAUCCUGACAGUUUACCUCAAUGACGCCCAGCAAAUGCUCACAGAGGUCCCUGUUACCCCGGCGACCAGAGUGGUAGAUGUAGUGGAGUACUGUAAGGAGGCGGGCGAGGGGGAGUGCCACCUGGCCGAGGUCUGGAACGGACAUGAGCGAGUUCUUCCACAAGACGUGUUACUGCUGGACCUCCUGCAGCAGUGGGGAUCCAGGCGCCCUGAGGUCAGCUUCUACCUGCGACACUGCCCCUCCUGGACACAAGGUAGUCAGCAGGCGCCGGAGCAGAGCUGGACCCCUGAAGGCACGGACAGCACUAAUGACAGGGUUCCCCGUGUGGAGCUGACCCUCUCUGAGCUCCAGGAAAUGGCCACGAGGCAACAACAGCAAAUCGAAGCUCAGCAGCAGAUGUUGGUCGCCAAGGAGCAGAGGCUGAGGUAUCUGCAGCAGGGAGGUCGUGGCAGCCAGGCUCAGUCUCAGUCUGAAGCGGAGAAGCUGCAGAGGUUAAAGGAACGCGUGGAAACUCAGGAGGCAAAACUUAAGAAAAUUCGAGCCAUGAGAGGCCAAGUAGACUACAGCAAAUUGAUCAACGGAAACCUAUCGGCAGAGAUUGAGCACGUUAGCAAUCUCUUUCAAGAAAAACAGGCCGAGCUGCAGACAGCUGUGAUCCGGGUCGACCAGCUGACACAGCAGUUGGAGGAUUUGAGAAGAGGUCGUCUGCAGCUGCAUUCACUGGGGCCGCAGCAGGGAACACCCACGGGACCCCAGGGUGCACACAUCACCGGACAGAAAGGGUCACCUCUGUCCGGGCCCGCAGCCAUCGAGCUGAGAAAACUCUACCAGGAAUUACAGGCACGAAACCGCCAUAACCUGGAGCAGAACAGCAAAUUAGCUCAAAACAAGGAACUUCUGAACAAGAGAAACACCCAGGUGACAAUGAUGGACCAGCGCAUCGGAGAUCUGCGAGAUCGACUGCACAAGAAGAAGGCCGAGUUAAGCCGUCUGAACGGAGGAGGGGUCACAACUCCACCAACUUCUUCUCACUCGGGGGGCAGUGUUUCGGGACGGGUGGCAGCUGUGUGCCCCUACAUCCAGGUCCCAUCUGAGAACAGACAAGACAAGAGCUACCCACUGCCCAUUGACCCACCCACCAAGCCCACCCCUCUCAGCCAUAUCCGCUCUCUAUCAGAGGAGGACAGGAGUGCCGUCAAGAAGCCUCCCAGCCAAUGGAAAGUGUCCGAUUUGGACCUGGUCAUCGGUGUGCCCCCAGAGACAUGGGAGGGUGACAGUAUCAACACCAAUGAAGCAUCCUGGCCUAGCAUGAGUAAGAGUUUAUCUGACUGGAGGAACAACAGUCCUGAGCAGCCAAUUCCCUCUGGCUAUGGUACAUAUCCCAGUGCCACUCACCAGGUGGCGCACCACUCUACCACCAGCUCCCUGCCCCGCUCUGCCCCUGGCACUCUAGGCUGGCCUCGCUCCAGUUCCAAUGCCACCCCUUCAUCCUCUUCAUCAUCUUCUGCCCAACAAAUUCAACAGCGCAUUUCUGUCCCGCCGAGUCAAGGUUCACUGUCUCCUAAAACAGAGCGGACAGACCACCCUCCGGCAGUGGCAGUGCGUCCCUACGUCCCAGAGCACUCCUCCAGACCCCAGUCACCGCGCAAGGGUCCAGCCACCAUGAACAGCAGCUCAAUCUACAGCAUGUACCUGCACCAGCCACAGGCCAAAAACUAUGGCUCUCUCAGUAACAGAGCAGCUGUCAAAGCAGUGUAUGGAAAACCAAUCCUCCCAAACUCCUCUGCCUCGCCGUCCCCAGUCCCGUUUCUCCAUGGAGGGUCAAAAGGAGAAGAUGUUCCAGAUAAAGAUGGAGGCAAACCUGGAGGAGUUGAAGGCAGUGAUGGACAUGUGAUCGCUCCUCCCAGUGUGGACAGCAUCCCCCGCCCCCUCAGCCCCACCAAACUCACUCCAGUGGCCCACUCCCAGCUUAGAUACCAGAGUGAUGCAGACCUGGAGGUUCUUCGCCGUCGCCUUAGCAACGCCCCACGACCCCUGAAGAAACGCAGCUCAAUUACAGAACCAGAGGGGCCACAGGGGCCGAACAUUCAGAAACUACUUUACCAAAGGUUCAACACUUUGGCCGGAGGCAUUGAAGGAGUCUCUGCCAACACUUUUUACCAACCCGACUGUCUACUGGGCGACAUAGAGAACUUACAACUGGCCAAUGGCAAUAUUGAGUCCAGUGAUAAACAGACCACUGCACCUGCUCCAGAAGGUGAAGGAAAGAAUACUGUGAAUGCAGACUCUCACCUGCGCCUGUCCCCUUCAUCUGCUGUGAAAGAAACGCCCAAAGAUACGGCACCCGAAAAAGCCAAUCACGUGUCCCCAUCGAAACCGCCAGGCCCCUCCCCCACUCCUGAUAAGCCAGAGGACCAAAACAAUAACAAACAGAAUAGUGUUAGUUCCGCCCGUAAUUCUGUAAGCCACUCUUCCCCAUCGCCCUCUCCUCCUGCUGCUCCUCCGCAGCCUAAGGUGAAGCGAACCAACCUAAAGAAGCCAUCGUCGGAGCGCACCGGUCAUGGUCUCCGAGUGAAGUUCAACCCUCUGGCACUGCUGUUGGACGCAUCUUUAGAGGGAGAGUUUGACCUGGUGCAAAGAAUUAUAUAUGAGGUGGAAAACCCCAGUAUGCCCAAUGAUGAGGGCAUCACUCCCCUUCACAAUGCAGUUUGCGCCGGUCAUCACCACAUUGUUAAGUUUCUGCUGGACUUCGGAGUGAACGUGAACGCGGCAGACAGUGACGGAUGGACUCCUCUUCACUGCGCAGCUUCCUGUAAUAGCGUGCACCUAUGUAAAAUGCUGGUGGAAUCCGGGGCAGCCAUUUUUGCCACAACCAUUAGUGAUGUUGAGACAGCUGCAGACAAGUGUGAAGAGAUGGAGGAGGGAUAUACCCAAUGUUCACAGUUCCUAUAUGGUGUGCAGGAAAAGUUGGGUGUAAUGAAUAAGGGCCUGGUGUAUGGUCUUUGGGACUACACAGCGCAGCAGAGUGAUGAGCUGUCCUUCAGUGAGGGAGAUGCCAUCACUGUGCUGCGUCGCCGUGACGACACUGAGACAGAGUGGUGGUGGGCGCGACUCAAUGAACGCGAGGGAUAUGUGCCCCGAAACCUGCUGGGGCUGUAUCCAAGGAUCAAACCCAGACAGCGCUCCCUGGCUUAGGGCCCAGAUCAGGAACCACGUGAACUGGCAGGGAAAGCAGGGAGAAUGCACGAGAAGCGCAGCAGCAUGUGAGCCAAGGCAUUAUCGGAAGAGGAGAGAUAAAAAUAUGGAAGUGGAGAUACAGAAACACAGAUGAACUUUAGAUUUUUUUUUGUUUUUGUUUGUAUGAAUAAGAAAACAAAAGAAACUUGAAUGUCAUUUUAAGAAGCAGAAUACAACAUUGCUGCAUGAGAGAGAUGCUUAAGAAUACAUGCACCAUUUGGAUGUAACUUUUAAGCCAAACUUCACUUUAUUUUUGUAUGGCCGAAAAGCAUUCAUCUUUGUGCCAUAGAAGCAUGCAUCCUCUUCUCAAAUGCAGUGAAAACAGUAUGCAAACACUAUGAUGGUGUGUUUAAAAUAAGCUAAAAAAGAAGGACGAUGAAGAGGGAGAAUGAAUGUGUAGGAGGACAGAGUUAGGUGCAAUAAAAGUGCAAGGUAAGUCAGUUUUGUAUGUCCACAGUUGAUUGGGCUGUUUUGAGUUUUGGUGAAAAUGUAUAUGUGGAUUUUAUGAGAGGACGAUAGAUUUUUUGGUGCAUAAAAUAUGUUUUUUAUGAAAAGAAAGAAGACAAUUUAGCAAUGCUGUGUCAUUUUUCACUAAUAAAAGCUGGCUGUUACACUAACUUAAUGAACUAUUUUGUGUAUAUUACAUUCUGAACAAACUGUGUAAAAUGGUGUUUCCUAUGGGACAGGAUUAAAAAGUGUUGAGUGAAAUGAUCCCACAAAGUUAAAUCAUAAGAGGAUCAAAUGUUUAAUUGCGACAUUGUGGAAACAAAUCUGAUAUUUUUUUUACAUAAAGUAUUUAUAUAACAUAGUUGAAUCAAUGUGUUAAUCUCAUAAUUGUGCUGCUGUGUUUAAUUUUAAACAUUGAGCAUUGUUUUGUUUUGGGGUUUUUUUCAUAUAAAUGCUGUACUAUAUUAUACAGAUCUAACCACAGUGACAUGUUUUGUGCCACUCACUGCUGCCACCUAGUGUACAGACAAGCGACACGUGUAAGUUUAUACUGAGACUGACUGCUUCUUAAUGUAAAUGUAGGCCUAAACCAUUUCAUAUUGUGCAGAAGCAAUGUUUCACAGAUUGUGUACAGUAUUAAUAAAAUAUAGUGCAGAGAACCAAAA
Molecule: messenger RNA, 4615 nt
Organism: Periophthalmus magnuspinnatus
Lineage: Eukaryota; Metazoa; Chordata; Actinopteri; Gobiiformes; Gobiidae
Product: apoptosis-stimulating of p53 protein 1-like
Exons: 24
Coding region: 255-3461 (1068 amino acids)
Biological process (GO): regulation of apoptotic process
Cellular component (GO): nucleus
Molecular function (GO): p53 binding
Source: RefSeq, a predicted model, not a curated record